AUGGCGACUAAAUCUCAAGCUUCCAUCUUCAUGGUGUUCACUGCAACACUCUUAGUUGCCAUCAAUGGUGAUCCUCAGGUUCCUUGCUACUUCAUAUUUGGUGAUUCUUUAAUGGAUAAUGGCAACAACAAUCAUCUUCACACCAAUGCAAAAGUCAACUAUGAACCAUACGGUAUAGACUUCCCCGAUGGCCCCACCGGUCGGUUUUCCAACGGUCGAAAUGUUGCCGAUGUCAUUGCUCAACUCCUUGGGUUCGAGAGCUUCAUUCAGCCAUUCGCAACUGCAAGAAGCGAUGACAUCGUAAAAGGGGUAAAUUAUGCGUCUGGAGGGGCUGGAAUUCGAGAAGAAUCUGGACAACAUCUGGGUGAGCGAAUAAGCUUCGACAAUCAGAUAAAAAAUCAUCGGAUCACAAUUUUACGGCUCAUUUUCUUAGUCGGGAGGGGAAGUCUUGUUGCGACUAAGAAAUACCUACACAAGUGCAUGUAUACCGUCGGAAUGGGGAACAACGACUAUAUCAACAACUACUUUGCUCCUGAAUACUAUAACACAAGCAGUUUAUAUUCGCCCGAAGAAUUUGCUCUUCUCCUUGUUGAACAGUAUUCACAACAACUUCAGGCAUUAUACGCAUAUGGAGCCAGGAAGUUCGGAAUUUUUGCAGCUGGUUAUUCGGGUUGUACUCCUGGGAUGAUGGCCAUUUAUGGCAUGAACUCGUGUGUUGACUCGGUUAACAGUGCUAUCAUAUUAUUCAAUACACAUCUUAAUACCAUUCUAAAUGAACUAAACACUAAAUACCCUGAUGCAAAGUUCAUUUACAUCGAUGCGCCCUUACAAUAUCCUACUGAUUUGAAUGUUACUGAUAAGCCAUGUUGUGAAGUUGAAAGCAUCGAUGGCAAAGGGAAUUGUAGUCCGGAUCAUAUCCCAUGUAGCAAUAGGCAAAACUACGUAUUUUGGGAUUCAUUUCAUCCGACAGAAAGGGUGAGCGUUAUAGAUGGAACACAAGCGUAUACGACAUUGUCUCCAUUGUAUGCGUCCGAAGCUAUUUCCUCGUUAGUAGACAACGAAGAAGGCCACUUCAGUAAUGCUUAAUGGUUGGGACAACCGAAGAGGAAGAAUAAUACAAGUUUCCAUUUUUGAUUUACAGCUCAGUUUGGUGAAACUACCAUAUCUUUCUUUUAUUGUUUUGUGUAAUAAUAAGUCUGGUGUAAUAAGAAUUGUCGAUGAGGAAGAAUAAGUGGUAGAAAGUACGUGUAUACGUUUUGGUUUCAAGAAUUAGGUUUAUAUAA
Cynara cardunculus var. scolymus (artichoke) is the source of this 1283-nucleotide messenger RNA. RefSeq names its product GDSL esterase/lipase At5g45670-like. The record is from RefSeq and is a predicted model, not a curated record. The transcript is spliced from 5 exons. NCBI's taxonomy places the organism in Eukaryota, Viridiplantae, Streptophyta, Magnoliopsida, Asterales, Asteraceae. Gene Ontology annotation, molecular function: hydrolase activity, acting on ester bonds. The coding region runs from base 1 to 1086 and encodes 361 amino acids.